AUGAGUGGUGGUUUAACCUACUUCAAGGAAGAUUUUCCUGUCUAUUCUGAUUUGAUAUCGACUAUUAAUGAUCAAUUGCAAUCUAUUGAUAAUCUGCAUGUUAUCACAUGUACAACUGAAAAUAAAAACAACAUUGCUUAAUAUUUAAGAGCGAAAAAUGCUACAAUGGCUAAAUACUUGAUUCAUUUAAAUAUGUACCUAUUACAUAAACUCAAUUAUGGAAAUCUAGAGGAGUUUCCUGUUGAUUAGUUAAUAGAAGAUAAAAUUUUAAUACAGAAAAUAAUUCAAGCUUAAAAAAAAUUAUAAUAUUCCAUUGAUAAAUUAUCAAAGUAUUAAGAAACUUAGAUAAAUGAGGACGAUUAAGUUGUGGAUUAAGUUGAAAAAUUAACUUUAAAACCUAGAAUAGAGAAUCUUCAUAAAGAUGAAACUAAUGAUAAAAUCAAUAAUCCAAAUUAAAAGUAUGUGCCACCAAAACUUGCAGCCACACUUUCAAAAAGUGAUUUAAAUAAGUAAAAGCAAGAGAGAAGGGAGGAACUUAGAAAAACACAACGAAAAGCUAAUUUAAUUAAGAGUAUUUUGGAUGAAUAAGAAACUGAUAAACCAAAAGAAAUGACAGAAAGAGACUUAUAAUAAUUAUAUUAUGGAAGGGCUGAAGAUGAAAAGUAAAUGGAAAAGAGAAAAUAUGAAGAAGAUCAUAUGACAAGAUUGCCAACGACAAGGGAUGAGAAACGAAGGGAAAGAAUUGCUGAAAGAAAAGCCAAUGUGACAAGACUGGAUGACUUCUAAGAAUUUGAGACCAUAAAUAAAGUGCUCAAUAAAGGAACAAAGAAGAUAAAGAAACCACAAGGAUCCAAACUUAAAGGAAGCAUGAAAAAAAUUGUAAAAAGAAAAAGAAGAUGA
Paramecium tetraurelia is the source of this 900-nucleotide messenger RNA. RefSeq lists its product as uncharacterized. Gene Ontology annotation, cellular component: nucleolus; small-subunit processome. The transcript has 2 exons. Gene Ontology annotation, biological process: maturation of SSU-rRNA from tricistronic rRNA transcript (SSU-rRNA, 5.8S rRNA, LSU-rRNA). The record is from RefSeq and is a predicted model, not a curated record. Lineage: Eukaryota; Ciliophora; Oligohymenophorea; Peniculida; Parameciidae.